UUAUUCUCAUUGUUAGAUUGGGGUUGAAUGUUUUCAAAGCAAGCAAGGUGAAAGAGUUGGUGUUCAAGCAGCAAAAUGAGUUUGAAGAAAUCUACAAAAGGGUUCAUAGGGAUGUAGUUAGUGAUGCAGCACAACAGAUACUUAUGAGCCUCAGAAUCUGUUUAUAGCUUCUAUUAUGAUCGUUUACCUCAUUAUACUUUUCUGCUUGAUUCUGAAUUUUCAUUUUGCACUGUGGUUGUGGGCCUUCUUCAUGAAUCCGUAACAAAGCACAACAAAGCAUUCAGGGGGGACACAUGCCCUUCUUGUGAAUUGUUCUGAUAAUUCUCCCAAAAUGUGCUUCAAAGGUAAUGUUAAUCUGCCUGAUCUGGUAUCAAGCAUGGAUGUUCAGAUUGCAAAAGCCAAAUGAGAAGCUUUAAGCAGGAAGGAUAUUUUGGAAAGGCAGAGAAAUGGAAACAUGCAUCUGAGGAGGAAGAGUGGCUUGAAGAGUAUGAAAUGGAUGAAAAUCGGUAUAGUGAAGGAAGAGGAGCCCACAAAAACCUGAAAUGUGCAGAGAAAGCAAGGAUUUUGGUCGGUGAAAUAACAACCAUGGUUGAAAAUUUAACCAUGAAAGUAAAGGUGUGGGAGAUGGAGAAAGGAAUCCCCUUUUUAUAUGACGAGGCUCCAUUCCUUCAUAUGUUGGGGGGAUAUAGUCUGCUACAACAGGAGAGAGGAGGAGAAGCAUAGAUCUUGGAUAUGGCUUAAUUAUAUGUGUACAUGUCUCUAUUUAUGGAUUAAGUGGUCUCUGUUUAUCAUCCAUCCAUCAGCUGCAUUGAAGCCUUUUACCGUCUAAACUCCACACCCCUAUCCCCCCGCCCACCCUACACACACACAAUUAUUGCUUUCAUUGUCUUGCAGGAGCAGAAACCCUGUGGCAGAACAAGAGGCACUCUUUGGCUCGAAAACCACAGCCACUAGGUCAGAGCACAAGUGCUAACAGCAUGGUUUGAACCCCAGUUGGUUGCACAAGGCAGGGUGGGAUUUCUUGCACGAAGGAACAUAGAGAAAGUGGCAGGGUUAAUAAUGUUAUGCCCUCAAAUUCUCUUGCUCUUCCAAAGGAUCAUGGUGGUUGCUAGAGUCAUUGGAGAGAACUUUACUAGUGGCAUGCACAAAGCUUCCAUGAUGAACUGCUUCAUUUUCAAAUUUCUAGUUGACUUAGCACAGAUUUUAGUUUAGGUGCAGACUUCAAGUUGAAGUAGUUUCUCUUCAAUUAGAAGUGAAAGUAAGGAUACCUUUAAAUCUGACUGACAAUGUUGGAGAAACAAUGGUGUUUUGCUGGGUUCAAUAAUUGCCCUAUGAUAGCAUAGCCAACAUCACUACUUUUUGGGUUCUUGAUUUUAUUGUGAUGCUGCUCAAAGACAACACAAACAAAACAUAAGAGGAACAUUAUUUUUGAGUUAGUGUGCUUUGUCGAUGCAUUAUCCCAAGGUAUCACUGGCCACUUAUUACUUUUCACUUUCAAGAAUGGUAGGUGGUAAAGCUGUAUAUUGCAGAUCCAACACAAAUAGCAACUACACAAUAUCAUGCUCACAUUCUUUAGUAGCAACCAUACAAAAUCAUGCUUACAUUCUUUAGUAGCAACCAUACAAAAUCAUGCUUACAUUCUUUAGUUCUUUCUCUUGAUAUUUCUCUAUCAUGUGUAUUGGAUAAAAAUGCUAGAAUAGAAUGUUUGUGAAUCUUUGAUAUGAAAAUCCUCUAAGAAUUAAUGACAUCUAAAGGUAUAAAUUCUUUUCUUAUAUUAUAGGUUACAUCAUCCUUGAUGGAUAAUGAUACCAUAGGAUAAUAAUUUGUUUUGGAGCUUUAUCAAAUGAUUUGUCUCCUCUUCCUCCACUUAAGAAAAGGUGAAGAGGAAUUAUAAGAAAACUGAAAGGGGAAAAGAGAGAUCCAUCUUUACCGAAAUCUCAAUAUUCCACAACAAAUCAAAUUCUGUAAUUGGGUAUAAAAUAUUAAAGUUAGGAAAGUUAGGCCACCUAAACAAACACUUAUUUGUGAAAGUAUUCUUAGUUAUCUAUAUUUUGUCAGGUAUCAAGUUAUCUACUUGGAAACUUGAGUAAAUAAUUGAGAGUUGGUAUAGGGAAAAGAAACAGAGAAACAUCUGUGCCUCGGGUGAAGUGGUCAUUAAUGAUUAAGAAUCCAUUAGAAAUAAUCUAUUAAGUGAUGGGGAUUUAGGGUUGUUGAGUCUCUAUUAUUAAGUGGAACAAUGGAGUCUUACAUAUGGGGAUCAGCAGAUUCGAUUUAACAUCUUUAAUCAACUCUCCAUUAGGAUUUAACAUUUGAUUGUUUGUGCCAACUAAGCUUUAUGCUGUUGUUAUUAUCAUUUAUCUCCACUUCAAGAAGUUCAUUUUCUUAAUCUCAUUUAUUAUAGAUAAUUUCUAUUCUCUUUAAUUUGUAAUUGUGCUAGAUAUUUGUAAAAGAUACGUACAAAGUAGAUUCUACAGGGUAUAAACAUGUUAGGUGGCUAUUCUCAGAAUCAUUUUGUAGAAUAAAUUAAUUGCAAAGUU
Molecule: messenger RNA, 2537 nt
Organism: Rubroshorea leprosula
Lineage: Eukaryota; Viridiplantae; Streptophyta; Magnoliopsida; Malvales; Dipterocarpaceae
Source: the annotation of a GenBank genome assembly